CGAAAACGAAAAUUUAGUCCAGACUAAAGAGGAAAGGAAAUUAAAUAGUACGUGAAAGUCUGUGCCAAUUGUAUCGCUUCUAGAUCCUUUUCUGAUCUAGUAUUGCUUGACAGAUGAGAUAAUUUCAGCGCCUUCUUGAUAUGUUCGUUGCUCGUAUGUACGAAUACGUGUAUAUGCAAGAAACUCUGAAAUCAUGCUGUUUUAAAUAUCAGCAAUUUCAGCAUAAGAAGAAGCGUGGGGCCCAGCGUGAAGGGAGGAGAAUGUGAACUACUGUUGAAAUCGACGGCGGUGAGGGAUGACCACUGACGGUGGAACUUUUGAGGUGUGAACUAUUGUGAAGGAGAAGGGGAAGCUGUGGACGGAGUUGUGACUGGUGAUUGUGGACGGUGUGUUGAGUGAACGAGCGAACGAGAUUUGGGUGAACAAGUACUUUAACAUUGCAGUAUGGAUGAUGAAAAUGAAAGUGGGACAGUUAUAGAAGAGGAUUACUACACUUUUCUAAAUGUUUCAAAAAAUGCCACGAAUGAUGAGAUAAACAACGCUUACCGUCGUUUAAGUAAGGUGUACCACCCGGAUAAGCAUGUGGAUCCCAUUGAAAAAAAGGAAGCCGAACAUCUGUUUAACAAAACCAAAAGAGCUUAUGAAGUUUUGAGCGACCCUCAUCAGAGAGCUAUAUAUGAUAGUCUUGGUAUUCGUGGACUUGAGACUGAAGGAUGGGAGAUUGUUCAAAGGACCAAAACUCCACAGGAAAUUCGGGAAGAAUAUGAAAGAUUAGCCAGAGAAAGGGACGAAAGAAGAUUACAACAGAGAACCAAUCCAAAGGGCAGUGUAACUGUGAAUAUCAAUGCUACAGACAUAUUCAAUAGAUAUGAUGAAGAAUUUGAUUAUGAUGAACUGGGACCACGAGCAAUUCCGUUUAUUGAAGUCAGUGGAAUGUCAUUUGUGCAGUCUAUUGAAGCCCCCUUAACAUUACGUGAUACAGUUGUGAUGGCUGGCAAUUUGUCAACACACAAUGGCACUGGCUCAGGUUCUAUCAAUGUUUCUUUGCGACGGCUGUUAUCAGAAAAAGGAUGGAUAGAAUUUGAUUUGGGAGCUGGCAAUGGACCUGUAUUUUCAGUGAAAGGUUUUAGGACAUUAACAAAAAGAAUGUUCAUUAAUAUGUCUACUGUAUUCCAAUUUACUUCUCAUGGAAUAAGGCCAAGUCUAGUCACAAGUUUAGCUAACCAGUUGGACAAAAACACAGUAGGAUAUUUGACCUGGAAGGCUGGUGCACAAUCUGCCAUGUCAACUGUGAUAGUUCGUGACACCCCCAGGUCUCAUACAUCAGUGUCUCUGCAAUUUGGUAUUCCUCAUACAUAUAUAUCUCUAACUUAUACUCACAAACUUGAAGAAUAUGAAUUAAAACUCAGAGGUGCAUUGAAAGCUGGAACAUUUGGCACUGUUCUCGAAUAUGGUGCUGAGAAAAAGGUUUCUCAGCAUAGUUCUGUUGCUGCUACAGUUGCUGUGGGGGUGCCUUCUGGUGUCACAUUAGUUGUAAAGUUGGUGCGCUCUAAUCAGACUUACAGUUUUCCCAUUCACUUAAGUGAAGAAAUUGUUCCAAGUCCUGUAUUUUAUGCAACAGCAGUGCCUAUUGUUGUUUACGGUGUAGUAAAAAGACUUGUUAUAGAUCCAAUUCUGAAAGACCAGAAGGAAAGAGAAAAAGAAAAACGCCGGGAAAGUAAUAAAGCUAGAAUGGCAGAAAAGAAAAGAGAAGCCCAAGCUUCUGUAAGUUUAAUGCGGAAUACGUUUGCACGUAUACGCAGUGAAGAGGAAGUUAGGAAAGGACUGGUGAUAGUCAAGGCUUUGUAUGGUCGUUCAUUGGUAGUGUCUACAUUUGGCAACCCGUCAUCUGGUGAGAAGGACUCUGAAAGAGAGCAAACCUCAGUGGAUGAUGACGUUAUAGAUGUGACAAUUCCUCUGCAGUGCUUGAGCCAGCUACCUGGUUUUUAUGAUCCUUGUGUCGGGGAAGAUAAAGUGCUUAUGGUACAAUAUUUGUAUCAUACACAUUUACAUGAAGUGACUGUUGGAGAUACAGAAACUCUUAGGAUACCUAAGCAAACUCAUCGGGUAAAUCCAACAUGACCUCGUGCUAUUUGUUAGUAAAUUUAAAACAUUAGUAUACAAGUUGUAACUUUGUAAGUAAUGUAACAAUAAAUUUUUUCAAAGGUAUAUUUUAUUUUCAAUGUGUUUUGUAUAAUAAAGAAAUUCUUUGGAUUGUUUUUAUGGAUCCCAGUAAGUACCACUCAUUAUUUUAUUAUAUAUGCCUAUACAUUAACAGUCCAUUUUUUCAGUAAUUGCUUCAAUCUGUUGCUGCCUAAUAUUACCAGUUGGUAACAAGCCCAUUUUAGCAAUAUCGCUAAAGUUGAAUGAACUCUGUUGUAACUUUCCUUCGGUAAUCCAUGUCAAAUCCUCCUUCAAAUGGUAAGCACCAAUGUAUUUGUGAGGUGGUCCACCCUGCUGAGCCCAAUCCUGAGGUGAUAACAUAGAAAAAUAUGUUUGUCCAGAUUCUCUCUUAUACAGAUGAUAUGUGUGCCCUGGAAUUUUUCUGAAGUUGCAAGCUGCAUGAUUCAGUUCAAAACUUUCUUUAGCCUCUGAGAGAACAUGUAGUGCCUGUUGUUGUAAGAAUCGCAUCUGUUCUGCAAUUAUUUGCAGUUUGCUACAUGUUGUAGCUUGUACAAAUGUGUCAGCCUGGAAAUUUCUUCUGCUAAUGCAACAAUGUCACUACGGUCCCUUUUUCCAACUGCAUAGGGAUUUAUGAGACUAAUUCCAAGCGGUUCCCUGUUUCUUUCUACAAGAACAUUAUCUGUAGUCGUCGGCAAAUCCAUGCUUAACACACGCCUUUUCAUUCGUGAUUAAAGUUGGCACCGAACGGCACGCUUACAGACAAAAAUAUACGAGCUACUCGGACCUUGUUUACGAAGAGAUACGGGUCCUCAAAUCGACGUCACUAGCUAUCAAAUAGUAACAUCUAACAGAGAUAAUUUGAAAGAAAGUAAGGUUAAAACCUAACCUCUAAUAAAUGAAAAAAAUAUUUAAUCAUGCGUGAUAAUGGGUUCACAUAUUCUGUCAUUAAUCAACACAAGUCCAUUCUUUUCGACGCACACAGACGACAGUCCUUGGCGUGGAGACUUUGUUCUAGC
This is a messenger RNA of Gryllus bimaculatus (two-spotted cricket), 3179 nucleotides long. NCBI's taxonomy places the organism in Eukaryota, Metazoa, Arthropoda, Insecta, Orthoptera, Gryllidae. The record is from the annotation of a GenBank genome assembly.